GCAACAGGCGGGACAACAGCAGACAGACGGGUGUAUCGUGGCCAGCCUCGAGGACCAGACAGGCCAGGGCUGCAUAGUUAGCCGGCUGCCGCAGCCAGCUAGUGAGCUAAACGAGGCUGUUGACGGGCGAGUGAGCCGGGAUAGUCAGUCACGGCGGCAGCAUGGGAGAUGGCAAUUUGAUAGCCGGCGGUGCAGCAGAGACACCGGUCAGGACAGACAUUGACGGCCAGCAGUCGAGAGCGAAGACGCUGGAGAUCAUGUUCAUGCAUGCCGCUGGGGCGUACAAAGCUGCCACGGCCAGUGAGAGUACUUAUCAAGGCUGGCCGGAGGUACUUCCAGCCGCAUACAAGAACGCAUACAAAGCGAAGUACCCCCUAUCAGGUGAUAUUAUACGAGCCCCGUUGCCUGCCCAAAGAUCGCGGACAGGCAUCAGAUUGAACGGCCUCAACUUCGUCUCAAACAGCAUGCGCAGGAGCUGA
Trichophyton rubrum CBS 118892 is the source of this 479-nucleotide messenger RNA. RefSeq lists its product as uncharacterized. The coding region runs from base 162 to 479 and encodes 105 amino acids. Lineage: Eukaryota; Fungi; Ascomycota; Eurotiomycetes; Onygenales; Arthrodermataceae. The transcript has a single exon. The record is from RefSeq and is a predicted model, not a curated record.